CAGCACACACAACACACCAACUAACUAUACGAACAAGCGCGGGCCAAGCGUCGAUAUUUGCAGAUACCGCUUAAACCACGCGGUCGCGGCAACAGCAACAGCAACAACAUAACGUGCAACAUGCUGGUGAUAUUAUUACUGGCAAAAAACGGCUGUUAACGGACGGUGUUGAUCGAACACUAUUAAUUCCUAGAUCAUUAAUAAAAUAGUGAUCGUAGGAUUGACGGACAAGUGCGUGGACGUUACGAGUUUGUUAAGUGAGACUCUGAUUAUACGAUCGCUGUCAGUGAAAAAAAAAAAAAAACAAACAAACAAAUUGUCUCACAUUUCUGCAUGUGGCAUGUUCCCCAACUGUUCAUUGUUUACGUUCGGGUGGACGCGUCAGAGAGAGACGUGCGCCGAGCGAUCGUAACGCAAUUUCGACGGUGCAACUCGCAAUUUUCUCGCGCCAGGCGAUGACUGUGCAGAAGAUCAAACCUCGUGGCACGGGAGCGACAGAGGAGCAACAACCCUCGACAUCAGAUAUCUUCACUCCGAGCGAACCUCACGAAAAUGACAAGGAACAAUCGGAAAUGCGGAAUUGUUAUCGCGGACCCGGUCAGCAGGAUAGCGAAAAUCUCCUGGGAUGCGUCUUGGCCGAAUUUGACGGGACUACCGUGCUGUGUCGCGUCUGCGGCGACAAGGCGUCGGGUUUUCAUUAUGGCGUUCACUCCUGCGAAGGAUGCAAAGGCUUCUUUCGCCGGAGCAUCCAGCAGAAGAUUCAAUACCGGCCGUGCACCAAGAAUCAACAGUGCAGCAUUCUCCGGAUCAACAGGAAUCGCUGUCAAUACUGUCGUCUCAAAAAGUGCAUUGCUGUCGGCAUGAGUCGUGAUGCGGUGCGAUUCGGCCGCGUGCCCAAACGUGAGAAGGCCAGGAUUCUGGCUGCCAUGCAGCAAAGUUCCCACAGCCGUUCUCAAGAGAAGGCGGUAGCGGCCGAACUGGAGGAUGAACAACGUCUACUGACGACCGUGGUGAAAGCCCAUCUCGACACGUGCGACUUCACCAGGGAAAAAGUGGGCCCGAUUCUCACGAGAGCCCGCGAUUCUCCCAACUACACCGCAUGUCCACCGACCUUGACAUGCCCUUUGAAUCCUAAUCCUGAACCGUUGAACGGGCAGCAAGAGCUGCUGCAAGAUUUUUCCAAGAGAUUUUCGCCGGCCAUACGCGGUGUCGUGGAAUUUGCAAAACGCAUACCUGGAUUUAGCCUGCUGGCUCAGGACGAUCAGGUCACCCUGUUAAAAGCUGGCGUUUUCGAGGUGUUGCUCGUGCGACUAGCUUGCAUGUUCGAUGCUCAAACGAACAGCAUGAUCUGCUUAAACGGCCAGGUGCUCAAGCGGGAGUCCAUCCACAAUAGUAGUAAUGCGCGAUUCCUAAUGGACUCGAUGUUCGAUUUCGCCGAACGAGUUAACUCCUUGCGAUUAUCCGACGCUGCGUUGGCAUUGUUCUGCUCGGUAGUGGUGAUCGCUGCCGACAGACCCGGGCUUCGCAAUAUCGAAUUGGUCGAACGUAUGCACAAUAAACUCCGAAACGCUCUGCAAACAGUACUCGCGCAGAACCAUCCUCAACAUCCAGAUAUUCUUCGCGAAUUGUUAAAGAAGAUACCCGACCUAAGAACUCUGAAUACUCUCCACUCAGAAAAACUUUUGGCGUACAAAAUGACCGAGCAGCAACAACAGCUGCAAGCCCAACAGCAACAUCAGCAACAGCAAACGCAACACGUUAUCACCGUUCAACAUCAGUCCCAUUGGCCAAUGGAAGAAGAACCUCCGGCUUCCUGGGGUUCCGCUUCGGAUGUAACGUUAGACGAGGCGGUGAAAAGUCCACUUGGCAGCGUGUCGAGCACCGAGAGCACCUGUAGCGGCGAAGUUGCCUCCUUGACGGAAUAUCAUCAUGUGGCACCAUCAAGUGGUCAUCACGCGUCGAGCGCACCUCUCUUAGCCGCUACCUUAGCUGGUGGUUUGUGCCCGCACAGACGGCGAGCAAAUUCUGGCAGUACUAGUUCCGGCGACGAUGAGCUUCAUCGGUCUACCAUGUCGAAGACUCCUCAACCACCGCAAUGUCCGCGAUUCCGCAAAUUAGACUCGCCGAGUGACAGUGGAAUUGAGUCCGGCACUGAAAAGCCCGACAAACCGGCCAGUAGCAGCGCUAGCAGCGCGCCUACUUCCGUGUGUUCGAGUCCACGUUCAGAAGACAAGGAGGUUGAGGACAUGCCGGUAUUGAAGCGAGUACUUCAGGCGCCACCCUUGUACGACACUAACUCACUGAUGGACGAGGCUUACAAACCUCACAAGAAAUUCCGCGCUCUGCGGCAGAAAGAUAGCGCUGAGGCUGAACCGGCUGUGGUGGUACAGCAUACACAAUCUCAGCUCCAUCUGCAUCUAACAUCGCCACCGGCACGAAGUCCGCCCACUCAAACAGCACAAUCCCAAUGUCCGCAGACCGCAAGUUUGCUGAGCAGCACGCAUUCCACCCUCGCGAGGAGUUUGAUGGAGGGUCCGCGAAUGACAGCAGAACAGUUAAAACGCACGGACAUCAUACACAACUACAUAAUGCGCGGUGAAGCUAGUCCCAGAUCACCGACGGCGUCGCCGUCACCCGCAGAACAAUGUGCAUCUACUACUACAAUGACAGCGCGCUCAACGCAAGGAUCUCAAGGUCUCCUGCAGUGCGCGACCACAAGCUAUUCAAACAGGUGGCCGGCCACCUCGGUGAUUACAACGACAACGGGUGCGCGACAACAGCAGCAGCAGCAGCAGCAGCAGCAACAACAGCAACAACAACAACAACAACAGCAACAACAACAGUCUUCCUCGGACUAUCUCACUGUUGGCAACUCUCCGGCUUCGUCGCCGAGAUACCUCUCCGUGGCGGCGACCAGCAGUACAAGCACGAGUCCGAGACCGACUUCCAAUACGGCGGCAACGCUCGUGUUAUCCGGCUGUCCAAGCAAUAUGAUGGAAUUACAAGUCGACAUAGCGGACAGUCAGCAGCCAUUAAAUCUCUCGAAAAAAUCACCAUCUCCGUCACCAUCGCCCAGGCCGCUCGUAGGACCCUGCAAGGCUCUAUCCCUCGAGGCGUAGUGUUCUGAUGAGCUCGGGUGAUCUGUCGUGACAUGCGUUAGCGUGUGCGCAUGCGCGCGCGCGCAAACUCGGUAUGUUUGAACCACCUAUCACCUACAUAGACGAGCGCUCGUCGUCGCGGUACAAUCCUCUCCGAUUUUUAACUAGAAAUGAAAGUGCCAGGACGCUUCGAGCGCGUGCAAAACCAAAUAAUUUAUUAAUUUAAUCUACUUAUUGAUAAAAUCUCGCGCGAGAAAAGAGGUGGAGUUUACGAGAACAGAACCGGCUAAAUCUCCGCGAAUAUUUAUAAGGAAAGACAGACGUUCAGUGGCGAGUUACUUUUUUUUUCUCUCGAAUGUGCGAGAAACGACGAUGAAUGUACAUCGAGGAUGGACGCUUUUAUUCACGAUAGAGUGCCGAUCCGCGAUGGCAAUAGUGCCGUGUAGGGGAGCCACCUAUCCACCUAAAACUAUCUACCUGUCUACCUACCUAAAGCUUAUCUGCUCUAGGUGUACAUCUAGAAGAGAUAGAUGCAUCCACGACGGAAAAAAAAAGAAAGGUUGAGUGUUACAAAAAAGUUAAUAAUCUAUCUACAUGUGAUAAUCAUGGAAAUCGUGCAUCCUGUACAGUCUCCACCUCAUUCAUCGAUCAUCUACUCUUACUAUAUAAAUAUAUAUAUAUAUACAUAUAUAUAUAUAUAUAAUUAUUGAAUAUAUUAUAAAAGUAAUUAAUAUUAUUGUAAUAUGUGUAAGGUAUCAUAACCGUAAAAAAUUAUCAUUUCGUGUAUGUGUGUAGAAGACGCGUAUGUUAUUUCUUGUGUGUGAGCGAUAUUAAAGAACGAAAGUGAGAAAGAGAGCGCGAGCGAGUGACGAGUGAGCGUGCGCUUGUGCAAAUGAGUCGGGGCAAAUCGAAAAGCUUCUUGAUCGCGGUGGCAAUCGAGAACAAUGAAUAAAAUUACGAGAAAUAAAGUCGCGAAAUGCGAUUCUCAAGAAUUUUAAGCGUUUUGUUAUGAGACUGAUCGGCCCGCCGCGGCCAGCAGUUUGCAAUUACUGUACCUUUGUACUACGUAUCGUGGGAGUCUCUUCGCUGAGGAGACAACUCAAGAAGUAAUUAUAUCCUCUAAUCGCGCCGUAUAGCGAAAUAGGUAUCGUAGACCCGCUUAAACGCGUUAUACAAUAUUAUGUGUCGUGUGUGCAUGCAUGAAAGUUAGGCAGAUAGAUCGAGACGGGAUUGCGUAAAAGAGAGCAAAAAAAAAAAAAAAGAAAAAAAAAAGGAAAAUGAGUGAGGAAAGAUACGACGAAGACAGAAAAAAAAAGUAAAAACGGUGUGAAGAACCGCGAAGUUUUCGAACGAAACGGAACUCCGACAGUAUGGCAAAGCGCAGUGUAAAUAGUAGAUUCGUAAGGCUAUGUCCUGAUAGGCGCGAGUGAGAGUCUCUUCUGCUUCAGAAUAAAAAAACAAAAAAAAAAAAAGAAAAUUACGAGGAAAAAGUUAGUAGAAGAUACGCGGCGGGCCACCGCCGACGUGUUGUUGAGACGCCCGCCCCGCCUCCCUAAUACCAUCGCAUAUCCCAAUCUCUCUCAGCAUGAAUAUCGCAUUAAACACGCAUUACACCCGUAACAUGCAGAAAACUAUGGAGCAAGUAUAUUGCGCGAUCUUGAAAACAGUUGUAGAAAUACUUACUCGCCUCCUUUUGAGACGAACUAGAGAUUCUUUUACCUCUCGAACAAACGAAAAUAAAAAAUAAAAUUUACUUUUUGCCAAGUCUAAUUCGAGACUGGUAUUUAUUACUUGAGAAUCUUAUUACUGAUGAAAACCGAAUUGUGUGGAUCGAGCUCGGUGUGUUGAGUAAAAGAAAAACUAGUUCUCAUCGGAAACGGGGCAUUAAAAGCACAUUCAGUCUAACAGGCUAAAAUAUAGUUUAGCCAGAAUAUUCCUAAACACCCAGCUUAGAAGGCCUCUGUAUUUAUUGUACACAAAAUGCAUUUUCUCCGCCGUGUCGCGUGUAUCACAUCUACUCGUUUGUCCAAGCAAAUCCUCGUAGAAUCCUGGCUGUCCUUGUACGAAACACACGCAUAUACACACACACACACACAUAUAUAUAUAUAUAUACACACACACAAAGACAGAUACAUUUACACGAUAAUGUACAUGCACACUGACGAAACAUUUUGUCUUGUCUCCCUUUUCCCCACUCCUUCCCCUCUCCAGCAGACAACCUAGCAUUGAUAUUCGUAUAAUACUUGUUAUGCAUAAACUACACAUAAUUAUUAUAGUAAACGAUACAUAAAGUAUGAUAUAUUUCCCUAUCCAUUAAGGAAAAUACAAAAAAACAACUGUUGUUUCUGAUGGAAGAAAAAAAACAAAACCUAUGGAUAAAAUGUACUCUACUACAUGCAAGACUACAAAUGCAGCCCCGCAUAUUGCCCAGUGAGCACGUCAUUUUGUACGCUUGGGAGUUGUGAGGUCGUCUGAAUAAACAUUGUCUGGUGAAUUAUACAUAAAAAAAA
This is a messenger RNA of Pseudomyrmex gracilis, 5608 nucleotides long. RefSeq names its product nuclear hormone receptor E75-like (gene E75). Gene Ontology annotation, biological process: cell differentiation; positive regulation of transcription by RNA polymerase II; hormone-mediated signaling pathway. The transcript has 5 exons. NCBI's taxonomy places the organism in Eukaryota, Metazoa, Arthropoda, Insecta, Hymenoptera, Formicidae. Gene Ontology annotation, molecular function: zinc ion binding; RNA polymerase II cis-regulatory region sequence-specific DNA binding; nuclear receptor activity. The record is from RefSeq and is a predicted model, not a curated record. The coding region runs from base 456 to 3119 and encodes 887 amino acids.